GAAAUGUAAGGCCGAGGCUCGCUGCCCCACCACUCCAGACCCCUUCUGCCUCCGAACUGCCCCAAUAUAAGGCUCCCACCUUUGCACGCACAACUUGAACGUCGCUACCACACCUUUCUCGCGUAGCAACCGCCCUCAUUCGCGAAAUGGACUUCCAGCAGAUUGCCGAAACCUUCAUCAAAGAUUACUACGGGGCGUUCGAUGGGAACCGAGCCCUCCUCAAAGAUGUCUACCGCGACCACUCCAUGCUCACAUUCGAGCGGCAGCCCGUGGGGGGAGUGGCGGCCAUUAUGGAGAAGCUCGUGAACCUUCCUUUCCAGCAAGUGAUACACCGAGUCGAUACCCUCGACGCUCAGCCUUCCGCCGAAGAUGGGAUCAUGAUCAUGGUCACCGGCGCGCUCCAGGUGGAAGGUCAAGAGAAGCCAAUGAGCUUCAGCCAAACCUUCCAGAUCAAAUACGAGCCCGGGUCCAAGAAGUGGUACGUCUUGAACGACGUUUUCGUACUCGUAUACCCCGCCGCAUAGGGAACGCCUCCGGAAAGUUCCAGAGCUACUCUUUCGAACGGUGAGGGUAUGGUGGACGCGACAACAUGGUAACGAGAUGACGAA
Messenger RNA from Trematosphaeria pertusa, 608 nucleotides. RefSeq names its product putative nuclear transport factor 2. The record is from RefSeq and is a predicted model, not a curated record. The transcript is spliced from 6 exons. Gene Ontology annotation, biological process: protein import into nucleus. NCBI's taxonomy places the organism in Eukaryota, Fungi, Ascomycota, Dothideomycetes, Pleosporales, Trematosphaeriaceae. The coding region runs from base 147 to 524 and encodes 125 amino acids. Gene Ontology annotation, cellular component: nuclear pore central transport channel.